Metarhizium album ARSEF 1941 is the source of this 1698-nucleotide messenger RNA. RefSeq names its product Peptidase M20, carboxypeptidase S. Gene Ontology annotation, cellular component: fungal-type vacuole lumen. The coding region runs from base 1 to 1698 and encodes 565 amino acids. The record is from RefSeq and is a predicted model, not a curated record. Lineage: Eukaryota; Fungi; Ascomycota; Sordariomycetes; Hypocreales; Clavicipitaceae. The transcript has 3 exons. Gene Ontology annotation, molecular function: metallocarboxypeptidase activity.
AUGGCUUUCAGGAGACUCUCGCUCCUGGCGGCGGCGGGCUCCGCCUCGGCAUUCGUCUCGGCGCCCAUCGUCGGCGACCAACUGCCGCUCGCCUGGCCCCUGGACUCGGCCAAGUCGACCCUCAAUGGCAAAUGCCAACUACCGCCCGUCCUGGACCCGUCCGAGGACGGAUUGCCGUCCGCCAACGCCUUGUUCUCCUCCAGGGCGGCCCUGGACCGGCAGGUUCGGAGGCACCAGGCUGUCGUGCGUGUGCCCUCCGUGUGCUACGAUGACCUCGGUUCGUUCGACGAGGAUGCGCGGUGGAAGCCCUUUCACGAACUGCAUCGCGUUCUGGCCGAGACCUAUCCUGCCGUGCACGCGGGCGCAACGGUCGAAAAGGUCAACAGCUUUGGCCUGGUCUACACCAUCCCGGGAUCCAAAGAGCACCUCAAGCCUAUCCUGCUCGCCGCCCACCAGGACGUCGUCCCCGUCGCUGACGAAAACACGUGGACGCACCCGCCCUUCUCGGGCCACUGGGACGGCGAGUGGCUCUGGGGCCGCGGCUCCUUGGACGACAAGAUGAGUCUGACGGCCAUCAUGUCCACCAUGGAAACGUUGCUGUCGCGUCCCGAGUGGCAGCCCGCCCGCACCAUCAUCCUUGCCUUUGGCUUCGACGAGGAGUGCUCCGGACACCGCGGUGCCGGCAAGAUCGCGGAGCACCUCGGGGCUCGUUAUGGCAAAAACGGCAUUGCCAUGAUUCUUGACGAGGGUGACCUGGGCCUCAACAAGAUUGGCAACGUCUUGUACGCCCUGCCCGCCGUGUACGAAAAGGGCAACGUCAACAUCUGGCUCGAGCUGCGCCUCGUCGGCGGACACAGCUCUGUGCCGCUGCCCCAUACCGGCAUUGGCAUCAUCUCCGAGAUGGUUGUUGCCCUCGAGGCUCAUCCGUACCGGCCCAAGCUGAUCAAAGACGGUCCCAUCCACCAGCACCUCCUGUGCCAGGCGCAACACUCUCCCGAUGCUGCACCCGAGCUCACCCGCCUCCUUGGCAAGGGCGAUCUCGACGCCGCGGCCGAGCUCUUGGCCAACGCCAGCCUGGAGACCAGGUACAUGAUCCAGACAUCGCAGGCUGUCGACUUCAUCGGCGGCGGGCAAAAGAUCAACGCCCUGCCCGAGGUCAUCACCCUCGGCGUCAACUAUCGCGUUGCGCCUCAGGACAGCAUCCCCCUCGUCCAGCACAAUGUCGUCAAGCACAUCCGUGCCAUUGUGUCCAAGUACAACCUCAAGGUCAAGGCCUUUGAAGGCGACACCGAGUACGAGCACUACCUGGCAGAACACGAAGCUGAGCUUGUCCCCGUCGAAUCCGCCCAAAACGGCGUCCGUUACGACGGCACUCUAGUCCUGCAGGCCAAGGAGCCAACCAAGCCCAGCCCCAUAUCCCCCGUUACCGGUGCCAUCUGGGACGUCUUUGCCGGCACCAUCAGACACACCUUUGCCUUCGACGGCACCGUCGUCCCUGCUGGCGAGGCCAUGACGGGGAACACCGACACACGUCAUUACGUUGAUCUUACCCCCCAUGUGUACAGAUGGUCCCCCGUCACCGCCGACUCCAUGCACGGCCUGCACACCGUCGACGAACGCAUCCGCAUGGACACGCACAUGGACAUGGUCAAGUUCUACUAUGACCUCGUGCGCAACUUUGACGCUUCCGAGGCCUGA